Messenger RNA from Onychostoma macrolepis, 1522 nucleotides. It is a transcript of the gene f7i, whose product is annotated as coagulation factor VIIi. NCBI's taxonomy places the organism in Eukaryota, Metazoa, Chordata, Actinopteri, Cypriniformes, Cyprinidae. The transcript is spliced from 8 exons. Gene Ontology annotation, molecular function: calcium ion binding; serine-type endopeptidase activity. Gene Ontology annotation, cellular component: extracellular region. Gene Ontology annotation, biological process: blood coagulation; proteolysis. Bases 156 to 1484 code for a protein of 442 amino acids. The record is from RefSeq and is a predicted model, not a curated record.
GGUGCUUUCUAACAUGAACAAGUCUGUUUGAGACUAAUAAUCUGCUUUAUUUACAGUCUGAUUGAACCUCGUGAGAAGUCUCACAGUGGCUCAGUGCAAUCAGCCCUUUGCUCCGGAUCGAGCGGCUCCGUGCAGUCUCAGGAAACUCUCUGAACAUGAACACCCUCGCUGUUGUGUUCCUGUGUGUGCUGAUCUUUCGCGGAUCCGGAGGCGUGUUUCUUGAUAAAGAUGGCGCGAGCUCGCUUCUGCAGCGCGUCAGACGCGCGAACUCCGGGUUUCUUGAGGAGAUGAAGCGCGGGAAUCUGGAGCGCGAGUGCAUCGAAGAAAUCUGCGACUAUGAGGAAGCGCGCGAAGUGUUCGAGGACGACACGAAGACGAAACAGUUUUGGUUGAGUUACUCCGAUAAGGAGCCCUGCUUGACCAAUCCAUGCAAGAACAAUGGCACAUGCAUCUAUCUGGCCAACACCUACUACUGCCUGUGUCUGGAGGGCUUCGAGGGCAAAUACUGUGAGAAGGGGUUUGAGGAGACGCUAAAGUGUCAGUAUGUGAACGGAGGCUGCGAACAGUUCUGCGAUGCUUCUGAACCCAGACGCAAAUGCAGCUGCGCCGCAGGAUACGCACUAGGGGCUGAUGGGAUUUCUUGUGUUGCUGAAGUCGAAUAUCCGUGUGGAAAGGUUCCACUUCAGAGAAACACUGUUGAUUCUCAAAAACAGAUUGUGGGUGGAAUUCACUGUCCCAGAGGUCACUGUCCUUGGCAGGUGUUGAUAGAUUAUGAUGGUGAGGGUCUGUGUGGAGCGGCUCUUCUGGACGAUAACUGGGUCGUAACCGCUGCUCACUGCGUUCAUCAGAAGGACAUGAAGCGUUUGAAGGUUAUCACAGGUGAUCAUGACCUGGAUGUGAUGGAUGGCUCAGAGGAGGCGUAUGAUGUUGCUCGUGUGGUCAUCCAUGAGAACUACGACCCCGUGUCACUGGAUAGCAACUUGGCCCUCCUACAGCUGCGUGGAGAACCCAAGCGCUCCGCAUACGCCGUGCCCGUUUGCCUACCGACGCCACAGCUGGCACAAAACGAGCUUGCGUUCGUCCGCUUCCACACGCUCAGCGGAUGGAGCAAGCGAACCGCAGGGGACAACAUCCACCGCUCCAAAGGUCUUGAAGCCCCUUCAUCAUCCACACUGCAGCGGCUAGCCGUCCCUCUGAUGCCCACAGCGCAUUGUGCAGAGAAGAGCGGCGUCAACAUCACGGCUAACAUGUUCUGUGCGGGUUACGCCGAGGGCAGCCAGGAGUCCUGCAGAGGACAUGACGGCAGUCCGCUGGUCACCCGCUACGAGGGAACGUCCUUCCUGACGGGCGUCGUGUCGUGGGGUAAAGGCUGCGAUCAGCCGGGGUACUAUGGGAUUUACACCAAAGUGGCCAAUUUCUUGAAAUGGCUUGAGGUGGUCAUGAACACCCCUGCAUCUCCAGCUGAGCCGACUGCUCGUGAUUAAUGUCUGUCAUGAGCUUUGAAAUAAAACCCUCACUCUGA